AUACUAGUGAUUAAUGUCAUAAAAUUGAGACUAUAUUUUAUACGAUUUCAGUGAAAAAAUUUAAUAAUUUUGAAAAAAACGCUUAGCGAUAGUACACGAUUAUAUACUAAAACUUAAAAAUAAGUUCAAUUAACGCAAGCUUAGAGUAGUGUCGCAUUUGCCAGAUAUUAUCCGUCGUCAAUAAAGUAAAUGAAAAGGGUUAAGGAAGAAGAAUGAAAUAUUCUGUCACUAGGCAGCAGUAGCAGCAAAUCGGUUAAAAAAAUAUAAGAGUAACCCUAAAUUGAGCGAAUAAAAAAAGAAAGAAAGAAAUAUAUACACUACCGUUCGAUAGAAGAGUGUGAAAUGGAUCAAUUCUCACAUGAUCUUACUGUAGCUUUAGAGGAAACCUCUUUGCUGGAUCGAGCUCGCGUUAGCCGUUGGGGUCAGCAACGUCGUCGUACCCGUUCCACGGGAAAUUUACCUUGCGCUCCCCAACCCACUGAAGAUUCGAGCAGUCCAACGGAUAUAGCUCAUAGUGCGGGUUUACGUCCCACAACAAAUAAUAAUGAUGGUUUGGAUACACAAAAUAUUCAUUUGCCUAGCGAUUCGGACGAUAAAGACGAUUCGGUGGCCCCACGUUUGCCUUGCAAAACUUUAAGCACCUCUCUGCGCUUAGGCACUUUGGAGUCAGAUUCCUUAAAUGAAAAUUUUAGUCCAGCACGUUUCUUUAAACCGAGCGCGCGCAGGAAACGUAAAUUGAAACGUAUCACCAUUGAUUAUGAAAUGACAAAUGUUGUUCCAGCGGAAAGUUUCGACAACGAUUCACUUAACGCAAAGACCACGACAACGACAGUGGGAUUAGAGACCGGUAUUUCUCUAAUAGCUCCUUCUUUACCGCCUCCCAUGUCUAGUAGUUCGGGUACAGUACGUAAACGAGUUUUAAAACCUGAUCCCAAUAGUCGAUCGCAGUUUUUUUUUUGUGGCAAACGUAAACGCUCGAAUCGCGAUCGUUAUCAAGAACAUGAUCACUCAUCAAGUAUGCCACGUCACACAACUAAUCUUGAAGAAUAUCGGAUGCGACCACGUAGUUUUUCAUCAACAUCAAAACCGCACAGCGAUCGUUUGUUGCCGCUCAACAAAGGAUUAUUAUCGAAAAUCGAACGUAUAUCACAACAACAAAAAUCGCUAUGCACUAUAGGAACGGUACCCACAUUAUUAAUUAAAGCUGGAACCACAACAUCGGCGACGUCUUUAGUGCCCAAAAAAGAUAAUGAAACGCAGCUAACGUUAAUGACUUUAGCUGAGGUCGCAACGCAGUCAACACCGAGCAAGUCAGAGGAUGCUGAAUUGUUGAUGGAGGCAGCGCUUUUACAAACAGAACAACUGCAGCUGCAACAGCAACAAAAGCAAUUAACGGACGGCAAUUUUAGAGCACAACGUAAAAAACGCUUAAGUGAUGAUCAGCAACAACAAAGCGGUAGUCAAUCUGUACGGCAUCAUCAUCAUCAUCAUCAUCAUCAUCGUCGACGUUUACUGCAAUUUGCAGUCGAUCAACAUUCCAUGGAUUGUGAGGAAUUAAAUGAUUUCAGUUCAAGUUCUUUAAGCUCAUCGGAAUCAGAUGAAGGGCAUACGGCAAACGACACUGAUCGCGAGGGUGAUGACGAGUUAACCGAUUGGCCAGGUAACGAAAGUGUUUGCGGUGGUGACAGUAAAUACGAUUGUAAGCGCAAAUUGACUAAACGUAGUACUUUACCGCAAAUAAAAUCUGAUCCCGAAAGCCUCAAUGCCUUAUUAAUGACCGAAGACGACACGCUCAUGUCACCCGGUAUAGCCAUAAGUAAUGCCUGUGUUAGCGCUAAUUGCAUGAGUGCAUUGGAAUGGCCUCCUGUUGAUAGCACGACCCCUGUAGAUUUACCCUAUCAACCUUCGGAACCCAUAACGAUUACAGCGAAAAGUGGCUUCUCCACCCUGUUUCGCCCAAGCGGAGAUAUAGCGCCAAAUGACAUGACCAUUCCUUUAAAACAAAUCGAAAGCGAAAUGUCUGGAGAAACUUCAAAUCCAUUUUUGGCUUCACCACCUUGCCAACCAAAUGAGGUGCGAGAAAUACGCGCUGGAUGUCGACGCAUUAAAGGUGAACGACCUGGAUUUAGCAUUAAAACGAGCGUUAACGAACGUUUGGCUCGUUUCCUGCAAGAUCCGCGACAAUUGCAAAUUCGAUUACCAGACGUAGAAAUUUACGAGCACGAUAGCCUAAUUAACUUGGCCACAUUAUAUUCGCUGCAAAUGUCUUUGGACAAUGGUUGCGCGGUACUGAAUAAAACUAGCAAUACCACACAAUCAGUUAACAUAGAUCAACAGAGCUUGCAAGGUCGUUUAUUAUUGAGCGAUUUUAAAAGGCGUUGCUAUGACAGCAAAAGCGGGGAAAUGUUACGUAAAUAAUAUAAGAAGUCAUAUUAAGAAAUUAUUUUGUAUGUAGAAUGGUAAUUUAUACCUAAAUGACAUAUAUAUUGUAACUUUUUAGUUUUAGUCCCUUCAAACAAUCUCUUCAAAAGAGGAUCUAUCUAUUCCUUGAUUAUUUUGUUUUUUAUGUGUUCUUUUUUUUUUUAUUUUUGUUCGUUUAUUGGUUAUUAUUAGCUUUUAAGCUUUUAAUUUGCAUAUGAGAAAGCAAUGUAUGUUAUGUACGUAUACUUUAAUGUCUAAGCAAUUUUGUUUUAUAUUUUAUUUUCUCCUUUUCUAAACAAAAUGCAAUAAUUU
Molecule: messenger RNA, 2733 nt
Organism: Glossina fuscipes
Lineage: Eukaryota; Metazoa; Arthropoda; Insecta; Diptera; Glossinidae
Exons: 5
Coding region: 343-2418 (691 amino acids)
Source: RefSeq, a predicted model, not a curated record